AUGAUGCUUCUCACGGAAAGAGACGGCAAUUACGUGAUGCAGACAACCGAGGGCGAACAGAUUUCCCAGUUGAUAUCCGGCUACAUUGACAUUAUCCUCCGAAGGAAAAAGAAGUCGGAUGCCUUUGUUGAUGACAGUGAUGACUCAAAUGUUAUUUUUGAGGAGAAUGUGGGUCCAUCAAGGGCAGAAAUCAUAUCUAAUGUCGGUACAGUGGGAAGACGGUUCAACGUCUCUGCUGGUUAUGUUGCCACCGAGGGCUACCCCGGUCAAGCUAGCACCUUUACUCGAGGCUACGUAGGGAACAAAUCAGUUGAAUCUGUUGCUGAUCGCAGAGUGGACAGUUCAUCAUCAGUCGCUAUGCGUGCUCAAACUCUCGGUGGGAAACGAAGCGGAUUUACAGGAAAUGAGGUUCAGUUGAAGGAACUGAGUCAGCCCAAACGAGCGGUGAUGCAUCGAAUUGACGAAAGCACUAAAGAAAUUCAAGAUGCAAGUGAUAGUCUCCAAAAGCCCUACUUUGAGGAUAACGACACAGUCUCGCGAGAUGACUCGGCAACACAGCGCUGGAGAGAAGAAAAUAUGGCCCAAGCACGAGCAGGUAUCUGCAGUUACUUAGGGGCCAUGACAAUCGCAACAGGGAAUCUCAUUUCCCUACUUCAACCCUGUCACAGCCGCGUUGGUGAAGGGAGCUCUCAAGAAGGAAUCGAGGAAGAGGAGGAUGUCAUCGAUUACACUGCGAUGGACGCCUCUCUUGCUACAAUUGGUUUGAAUGUUCAACGACUCAUGCAGAAUGUCCGAGUGUUGGAUCAGCUACAGGCCGUUGAUGCUGGUGAUGAGUCUCAAGGCCACAUUAUGAAUGCCGCUCAGGAGGUUGCAGACGCUUUUCUCAAAUUAAUGCAGUCAGCGAUGCCGAUGAAGGAAGGAAAACAAGAGCCAGGAGCUGUGGUAGAUCGUCCGAGUCUCUAUGAAGCAGCGUCGAGAGUGGGUGAUACCAGUCAACAGUUGCUCCAAUUGGUUUCUGCCAGUCAUCUCUACUCUCAUCGUCGUCGCAAACAACGUCUGGAGCCUAUUCUCGAAGAUGAUGAUGAAAAUGAUCAGGAUUAUGGCGACUACGAAUCAGAUUCGGAGAUUAUCGCCAAUGCCCAUGCUAUGGAUUGGCAAUUGAGGGACGACCUAUUGGCUGCUACAAAGGAGGUGGCCAGUGCAACAGCUAACCUUGUAAAGCACGCCAAGUCAGCAGCAGUGGCGAUAAGUCAGGAAGCGACAGAGCUGGCCAACACGGAGAAUGAAUCCGUGGAAAUGGUAAUUCAACGUGACGAUAAAGUGGCCUUCCUGAGGGACGCUCAGUCCCGCUUGGUUCAAGCUGCCACCCAUGCUGGCAAGACCACCAGCCGUCUGGUCACCAGUGCCAAGGUUGCUGUCUGCACCAUGGAACAACCGGCAUCGCAACGACAGUUGCUUAGCUGCGUGAAACAGGUGAGUGAAGCUGUGGAUCAAGUGUCUGAUGUUGCCCGAAGAGUGGCGGAAAGGCCAUACUUGCCAGUGGAGGCUAUGGAACAACGUGCAGAACAACAAAAGGCUCUAAGCAAUCUUCAUCACGCCUCCAAUACGGUAUCGAAUUCUCUGAACUCCCUAAUGAAUCGUCUUGCGGCUGGAUCCAUUCAGAUGAUUAAGCGCAAGAACCGAGUUCUUCCCCCUCCUCUCCUCUAUGCUCCCUCCCAUGGGCUCGUCUUCAUCAAUUUGGAGAGAUUUAAGAGAGAGAAUUUCCAUUGGCAGGCUCAACAAGAUCCUGUGGUAUUGAGUCUCCUUGGUGCUGGAGAACAAUUGACAGCGGCACUUGGCGAUGGCGAAGCUCUUUUCCAACAGGCCUCGCGUUUGGCCCAGACAGCUACCGCGCUGAUAGAGGCGUUUAAAAACUCACACGAAAUUCUCAGCGCUGCUGGCAUCCCCGAAUCGGAGGUGAACCUCCGUGCCAACCUUCUCAGCCACUUCAUUACCAAUCUUCUUGACUCUCUGAAGUCCCUAGAAUCUGGUAACAAGCAAUCGCUGCCUCAUCAACAGGAGACCAUUGCAGCGGCCAAUCGGUUGAUUGAACAAACAAACAAAUUAGCCGCACCAAUCAUUCGUGCCCGUCUAACCACUGGCCUUGAGUUUGCCACACGUCUCACUGCCUCAAACGCCAGCCAAUUGGUUGCCAUAACAGAGGAGGCUACGCGUCACACGCGAAGGAGCCAGUACUGUCUACUUCAAGAAUUAGACCAACUUUCGGCCGAGGUGAUACCACAAGCGAAUUUGACCUGUGACAGUGCACGCGCUCAUCCUCACGAUAUUGGUGCCCAACACAGCCUUCUGGAAGCCUCAAAGAACCUUAUGGAUUGUUUAAAAGAUUUUGUCGCUUCCGUGGACGUUUUUGCACCCACCAUCACUGACUCAGGAAUUCAGGUGGCUUUGACCAACGCUGCGAGAAAUACGGAGGCCUGUUUGGUUGAUCUGCGCCAGUGUUGUGCUACUGCAGUCCCUGUGUUGCAGUCACCUCUUCCCACUCUCACGGACCUCGAAGAGACUGUAAACGCUUCCAUUUUAGCGCGUCGCGGUUCCCAGGCGCCUGCGGUUGUGAAGCGCCAAGCCUGGCCGUCCAUUUCCACGCGGCUGGGACGUAUGCAGGAGGAGUUAGACUCAAACUCAGAUCAUAGUCUGCCUGGACAAACGAUGGAUUCAGUAUGUGGUGACCUGUUAGCUGCCAUAAACAAGUUCAGGGACGCUUCCGCGUCUGGUUCAAGUCUCCCCGACCUUCUGGCUAGAGAGGCGGAAACGAUAGCUAAUGGCUCAACCUUUGCUGGAGUAGGAUCUGAUAGACUGCCACCAAUCACAGCAAAGUUACUUAACUCCCUCGAAUCUGUUAUCAGUGGUAUUCGCGGUUUGGCGGGCUUCUUAAGUUCCAUCAAGGAUUCAACGCUUGUUGAUCCAGAUUUGGAAAAAGUCUUGAUAUCCUCGUGGACUCAACUGCCUGAGUCCCAAAGGAGUAAAACAGACCGACGUUUUGUACGUUCACCUAGUCAGGAAUUGUCCGCCCAGCUAGCAGCUGAAGGUCUACGAACCACCCUUUUGAACAGAGGUCUCCAGUGCAUUGAAAAAGCACACGCCAGCCUCCUCUGGGCCGUUCACGAAGACAAUACUUUUGAUGUUGCCAAACAGGCUGUUGCAGUUUGCGCCUCUGAGCUGCAAUCAGCUAUCGACGAGGUUCGGCACUACGUGCCAGGCGCCCAAUCUGCGUCAAGACUUGGCUCUUUGGUUGCUGCGUUACCUGAAACGGUUCACCAAAUCAAUGGUCAGGUCACGCAUCCAUCCACUACUGCAGUUCAAGAAACUGAUGAUCCCAACAUCCUCAUAAAGGCCCUCAAGGAACUCAUCGAGGUGUGUUUAUGUCUCUGA
Messenger RNA from Hydatigera taeniaeformis, 3429 nucleotides. The record is from the annotation of a GenBank genome assembly. NCBI's taxonomy places the organism in Eukaryota, Metazoa, Platyhelminthes, Cestoda, Cyclophyllidea, Taeniidae.